Messenger RNA from Poecilia reticulata (guppy), 2013 nucleotides. Its product is annotated as ephrin-A5b-like. Gene Ontology annotation, cellular component: external side of plasma membrane; plasma membrane. Gene Ontology annotation, biological process: regulation of cell-cell adhesion; axon guidance; ephrin receptor signaling pathway. Lineage: Eukaryota; Metazoa; Chordata; Actinopteri; Cyprinodontiformes; Poeciliidae. The record is from RefSeq and is a predicted model, not a curated record. Gene Ontology annotation, molecular function: ephrin receptor binding.
CAGAACCAGAACCAGAACCAGAACCGGACCUCAGCCCAGCGCAGACAUGCCGCAGGUGGAAAUGAUCCUGUUCCUCAUCCUCAUUAUUGGGAUGUGCGUGUUCGGCCAGGACCCGGCGUCCAAGGUGGUGUCGGACCGCUACGCUGUCUUCUGGAACCGGACCAACCCAAAAUUUUACCGGGGUGAUUACCACAUCGACGUCUGCAUCAACGACUACCUUGACGUCUACUGUCCGCACUACGUGAGCCCGGUGUCGGACGAUCGGGCCGAGCGCUACGUCCUCUACAUGGUGAACUACGACGGCUACAGCUCCUGCGACCACACCGCCAAGGGCUUCAAGCGCUGGGAGUGCAACAGGCCUCUGUCGCCCAACGGGCCGCUCAAGUUCUCCGAGAAGUUCCAGCUCUUCACUCCGUUCUCCUUAGGCUUCGAGUUUCGCCCCGGCAGAGAGUAUUAUUACAUCUCCUCCAUCACCGACGUCAGAGGAAGGAGRAGCUGCCUUCGGCUCAAGGUCUUCGUCAGGCCCCAAAACAAUUGUGUGAAAAACUCUGGGAGCUCGCAGGAAGGAGUCGAAUUUGACGAGAACAGUCACAACUCACUUGAACCCAGAGAUGGAAUCAAUCACGAGUCGCCGGAACCAGCCAGGCAGGACGUGAACUCUGCCGGUCGGCGGCGGUUUUCCAUCCUGCUGCUCAGCUCUGCCCUGAUGCUCCUGGCAGCCAUUUUGUCUUUAUAGCGGCCGAGGCUCCUCACCGGGGAAAGGACUGUCCUGGUUGGACCACAGCUCGCCGCUCUACACCUCCCUCUUUAAGGAGCACUUUUUAAAGAAAUUUAAAAAUAACAGAGGAGAAUCUCUCUGUUUGACAGGGGAAGAGACUUCGACAAGCGAAGCCUUUUGCUUGUUUUCGUCGACUUUGUGACUCUUCGCGGCGGAAGAGCCUCGCUGUAAUCCACAGCACGCCGAUACUUUCACCGUUAUUUUUAAAACGUUCCCUCUCGGGACACCGUCCGUCUACACAAACGCGACACUAAUUAGCUCGAGUAGCAACGAAGCACAGCAGGAUCCUGAAAAAAGUUUACAGACAUUUUUUUUCCCUCCCCUUUCUUGUGGUUUUUUUUUUUUUUUUUUUGGGAACUACGUGUCACUUCGCUGCGGGAGGAACAAUGGCGGACGCUGCUGCUGUGAUGACUUAACCUUCCUCUCAGGUUAGAAAGGACACAUCGUCACGGACUGUGGAGCCGUUAGAAAAAAUAUUAAGGAAGCACUCAUCUCUUAGUGUUUGGACAGAAUCAAUUUAAUGAUCAAUUAAUGCAUUUAUUUGUCGUUUUUUUAUUUUUUUUUAUUUUAUUUACCAUGUAAUUGUAGCAGCCAACACGGGUGUACAGUAAAGUAUUUGAACGGAGUCCAGGCAAAAUGGUGGACUCCUUGACCAUUUUGCCUGGACAAGGAGUUUUACCAGGCAAAAUGUUAUUUUCCUAUUUAUUGUGCUUUUUUUCUGUUCUGGUUUAGUCUGCAAGUGCAGUUAGAACGGUAAUAAAAACAAAAACCCAUCACAGGAUGUUGGCUCAUACUACACUUACGUUUGGAAAAACAAAAAAGGGAAAAAAAUAAGAGUUUGUGUCCGUUUUGGAAUGAUCACAUGUGAUGGAUCUAGUUGUUUUUAACAAAAGUUUAGGAAAAGAAGAAGAGACUGGUGUGCAUCAGGGUGUAGAAAUCGAGUAUUUGUGUUUUGAAUUUGCCACUGAUGAAUGUCACGAACGUAGUUUUGCUGUUACACUCUUGUUUUCGUGGAUCACUAUUUACACCGCUACUGUAAAUACAGGCAAAUUUAAAAUUCAGGGAUGUAUCCGUGCCGAACAUGAGAUCAAUAAAAAGAACAGCUUUUUAUGCCAAUCUAGAGGGAAAUUCCCCUUGAUUAAUACAAAAGUACGGAACUCAGCAAGGGCCAAUUGCCAAAAAAAGAAACAAAAAGGAUGAAGGUGGGGAAAUAGUUUAAACUAUUGGUAAAUUGC